AUGAGACAAAAUUGUGAUUUGUGAGUAUGAGCUAUUGAAAUAAGAUUUGAUGAGGAAUGAGCAAGGUUUUAUAUUUCAUAUUAAUUUUAAAAAACAAUAGGAAACCUGCAAAAUAAAGUGAUGCCCUACAUUUCAGGUAUUGGCUGUCCUCAUCAAUAAGUGAAAUAUUGCUGCUGCCGCCUUAACACUUCUUUACUGUGCAAUUUUCUCCCAAAGGGCUCAACAUUUCCAGUUAAGCCUCUCAUAGUAUGUCAUUAAUAUGCGAUGUAGUAGGCGUUUACAUUUUCACAGCUUCUCUAAAUACUGAUUCAUGUCCAGACUGUAAACAUAAACCACAAGUUGCCCUGGUAGCGUCUCAAGAAUGUGCCACCAACAGUAUAUAAAAACAUCACACAACACUUGAAUGUGUUGCUUAGAUAUUGUUGCCGUGGAGCAAAAUCACUUACAUCACUAGAUGUCAACUUUUAAGGGACUUCAUUAAAAGCAGAAUUGUCAAAGGGACGUCCCCCAAUGAGGUUACAACAUGUUCUGGUAAUGGAUGCAGGGUAUGCACAUGUGAGAGGAAGGGAGAGGCUGCGGAAGUGUGUACAGUUAAUUAAUAAGCACUUUAUGAGUCAUUCACUUUGGAUGUCCGUCAGCAAACAGUGAUUCAUACCUCAACGGUACACAUGACAGAUUCUGGUUUGUGGCAUUGAUCUGAGUUGACGCUACUUUCUAAUUUAAAGAAGCUUCAUUAUUUCAAGAUAAGAGGUGAAGUUUGUUAUUGUCAUUUCUUUUUCUUUUUAAAAAACCAUCUCCAUCAACCUUUCGCAUCUUCUGCCUCAUCCUCCUUAUUCCUCUCCAGACUCGUUACAAGUUUAAUCUUUAUCAAAGAUUUAUUUUUAGGUUUGAACAAAGAAUAGAGUCAGUGUUGUGCUUCUAUCUUGGCAGAAAUCGAUUUCUUGAUGUGGAGGUGCUGCCAUUCAGAGCAAUAACUAAUCAAAUUGUGUCUUGGUGGUUUGAGCUUUUAAGAACUGCAAGCAGGCAACCCUUAACCACGGAUAAACAGGCCGGCUGUCAGUCAUUUGGUCAAUGAGUUAGCCAGUUUAUUGACCCUGUGCUUAAAUAGACCUGUUGGACUUUCUCCUCCUCCACUAUCUGCCCGCACACACACCAUCCUGAACACUUGCGCUGCUGAAGCCAAGAGUAAAGCGAGCACAGCAUCCCCGCUGACCAUGCACCCAGCUUUCUUCUCACUCCUCCUGACAGCCCUACAUGUGUCUGUACUGGUGGAUUGUAGACCGAGGCCCUGGGACUCACCAGAGCAGCGUCCGGACCGUCGAAAGAGCAGCUCCCACACGGGAACACACACAGAGACACCGGCUGGUCCGGGUCGGUUCUACUUAGAACUCAGUGGAUCAAUGAGAAGAGGCGUUCACACAGACUCUCUAGUUGUUUUGCCAGUGAGAACAGAUACAAGCACCGUUGUGUCAAUAUUUGAUUUGAGAAGAAAACGGUUUCUCUGUAUGGACCUGAAGGGAAAGCUGCACGUCUCUAGACAAAAGGACAAAGCAGAUUGCCUCUUCCAGCCCAUCUGGUUCGAUCUGAGAAACCACCGUGACGUGUUUUCCACUGCAACUGGCGGCAAACUGCUCAAACUGCAGGGAGCUGCUCACCGAGAGCAGACUGAGGCCUCCUCGGUGCAGCUGGAGAUGUUCCUGGGUCCCUUGGUGAAGAGACAGAGGAGGAGUGAGGAGGUGAACCCCUCUGAUCCAUUAAGAACACAUCCGCUUCCCCCACAUUCCGCCAAAGAUCACAAGGAGACGUCUCACGGGCAGCCUGAGCAGGACCAGGCCGGGGCCGUGUCCAAAGAGACCAUCACCUCCUGCGACGACCCCCUGAGGGUCUUACAACACAACGGGCCCGUCAGUCCCGUCAAGACAAACAUCGCAGACCGGGCAGAGCAAGACUAAGACACUGAACUUUAUCAAAUGAAAAUAUCAGGAGGGGGUGCAGGUCUCUAUGGUUGUUCUGAAAACUCACUUAAUGUUUGUUUGCAUGACAGACGCAGGUAGAUUCCUCGUCCUGCAGCGUCAGAGCCACGUGACGACUGACAGAGGGCUGGAGGAGUCAGGUUCACGUCAGAAGUUAUUUCCAGAGAAUUCAAUAUUUCACAACUUCUGAGAAAAGAAAGCAAUUUAUCAAACCCUUGAAUUGUUUUUUGAUUUAAUGGAGCUAUUACACGAGCUAAUGGACUCAAACCCUGUUACAUCACAGCGCCUCUGUUUGAAUAGCAGAAAACAUUUGACAUAAUCAUGGGGCAGGUUUGGUCCAGUGUCCUGUCGUCCUUUAACCUCUUAUGUCGGUUAAACUUUAAACCCCGGACCAGAUGUGGGGCAAUGUUUAUUUUGCAUAUGUAAAAAUGUAUAAUCUGUUAGUAAUUAUGAAUAUUUAUACAGAAAUCUGUUGGGAGGGAUAAAAAACAACCAGUGCAUGUUGUUGUUACUGGAAAAAAAUGUAUUCAUUCAUUAACAGGAGCCAAUUAUAUCAGGUGCCGGACACCAAUAGUCGCAGAAAUA
Paralichthys olivaceus (Japanese flounder) is the source of this 2558-nucleotide messenger RNA. Its product is annotated as fibroblast growth factor 23-like. Gene Ontology annotation, molecular function: growth factor activity. Lineage: Eukaryota; Metazoa; Chordata; Actinopteri; Pleuronectiformes; Paralichthyidae. The record is from RefSeq and is a predicted model, not a curated record.